Molecule: messenger RNA, 1678 nt
Organism: Prosopis cineraria
Lineage: Eukaryota; Viridiplantae; Streptophyta; Magnoliopsida; Fabales; Fabaceae
Product: probable lactoylglutathione lyase, chloroplastic
Exons: 9
Coding region: 315-1400 (361 amino acids)
Cellular component (GO): cytoplasm
Molecular function (GO): lactoylglutathione lyase activity; metal ion binding
Source: RefSeq, a predicted model, not a curated record
AGAAGAGCCGAAGAGGCAGGCGAGGGACGCGACGAGAACAUCCGCGGCACAAACAAACAAAGGGGACUGUAGCCAAAUGUGAAACACCGACACGUUGGAUCGCACGGCAAUCGAAUCCACACAGCCCCUAGUUCAUGAUCAUAACAUCUUACUAGUUUGUUACAUGACCUAAAGGAAAAAUUCUUUAUUCUCCUCACAUCCCUAGGCGGAAAAGGAAGAAAAGAACUUUAGUAGGAAGUGGGGCUUAUCGAUCCCACUUUAGGCUUCGCUUCUUCAACUACGGAGUUAUCCCUGAUACGCACAGAGGCCGAGAGAUGGUGAGAGUAAUUCCCAUGGCGUCUUCGAUUCGACCUUCUCUCUCGUCCUUCAGAUUAAUCGGUGGUCAUCGUUUCUUCCCUUCCCUCUCUUCCCAUGGCCCUUCUCGGCGUCUCUCCUUCUCUCACCUUGGCAACGCUAAUCCUCAGUCCCAUAGUUUUGGCCUGAAAGCACCCAGGCUUUUGAGACGAGAUGGCAACUGCAUGGGACUGAUAGCAACUGGGAUUGUGUGCCAGGCAAGCACAGCUGCUUCUCCAGAAAAUGUACUUGAGUGGGUCAAGCAAGACAAGCGUAGAAUGCUUCAUGUCGUUUAUCGUGUUGGUGACUUGGACAGAACCAUAAAAUUUUAUACAGAAUGCCUGGGAAUGAAGCUACUGAGGAAGCGUGACAUACCAGAGGAGAGAUAUACCAAUGCUUUUCUUGGAUAUGGUCCUGAAGAUUCACACUUUGUUAUUGAACUGACAUACAAUUAUGGAGUUGACAAGUAUGAUAUUGGAACUGGAUUUGGUCAUUUUGGUAUUGCUGUUGAGGAUGUUGCAAAAACAGUGGAGCUCGUACGGGCCAAGGGUGGCAAAAUAACUAGAGAGCCUGGUCCUGUCAAGGGAGGCAAGACAGUAAUUGCAUUUAUUGAAGAUCCUGAUGGUUAUAAAUUCGAACUUUUAGAAAGAGGACCCACACCCGAGCCUUUGUGCCAAGUAAUGCUUCGAGUGGGUGAUCUUCAACGAUCCAUUGAAUUUUAUGAGAAGGCUUUUGGAAUGGAGCUUCUUCGGACACGAGAUAACCCGGAGUAUAAGUACACCAUAGCCAUGCUUGGUUAUGGUCCUGAAGAUAAAAGUGCUGUUAUGGAGUUGACUUACAACUAUGGAGUCACUGAAUAUGGCAAAGGAAAUGCUUAUGCUCAGAUUGCAAUAGGCACCGAUGAUGUCUACAAAACUGCAGAAGCCAUUAAACUUGCUGGAGGAAAGAUUACGCGGGAACCUGGACCAUUACCUGGGAUCAACACAAAAAUUACAGCAUGCUUGGAUCCUGAUGGUUGGAAGGCGGUGUUUGUAGAUAAUGUCGAUUUUCUCAAGGAAUUGGAGUAGUGUGUGUUUAAAACCGCUAUUGCAGCAAUCCUGGGAAGCUGAAGUCAAAUCACUCGCGAAGACCGUUUCUUUAUUGAAGCUGUCGCCGUGAUCAAGAGAAUGUAUCAUACUCAAUUCCGAUUUUGUAGAUAAUAUGAUUUAUUGUUGUCCCAAAAAAAAAAAAAAAGAAGCGAAGGAGGAGGAACUGUUGACUAGGGUAAUAAAGCUUGAUAUGAUGAAGCAAGUUUGAGACGCAAUUCUCUGUACCGCAUUCAUAAUUUCAGCUGUUUUCGUUUUCA